Prunus mume (Japanese apricot) is the source of this 1313-nucleotide messenger RNA. Its product is annotated as phosphatidylinositol 4-phosphate 5-kinase MSS4-like protein. Lineage: Eukaryota; Viridiplantae; Streptophyta; Magnoliopsida; Rosales; Rosaceae. The record is from RefSeq and is a predicted model, not a curated record.
GGGAUGGGAGAGGGGGCCCUAAAUGAUGGAUCCCAAAAGGCCAAAGUACAGAGUGAGGUGCAAUUAUUCAUGCCAUGAAUUUCAUCCUAAGCAACUCAUGAGCAAAAAAAUUCCCCCAUCACCUCAUCUCUCCCAUCCCACAAAUCAAAAAGAUUUCCGUAUAGAAAAAAGAGAUAAAGAAAAAGCUCUCUACUAUAUAAUAAAACCAUCAUUUGGUACAAUUUUCUUUUAGGUCACUGAUACUGAUUCCCACUCUCUCAUAGCUAGAGCUCUCUCUCUCUCUUUCUCUCUCUCAUAGGCAAAAAAACAAAAGGGUUAAUUAAAGAGACUUUUCUUUCUCAUUCUCUUUCAUUCCCUACUUCUUCCUUUCUCCUCCUCCUCCUCUCUCUCUCUCUCUCUAUGAGAGAGACCUUUGGAGAAAGAGAAAUCAGUAGGAAGAAGCAGCAGCCAUGAAAAACACCAUCAGGUGCUGCAUCUCUUGCAUUCUGCCAUGUGGAGCUCUGGAUGUGAUUAGAGUGGUACACUGUAAUGGCAAAGUCGAAGAGAUCAGCGGAACAAUCCGGGCCAGCGAGAUCAUGAAGGCCUACCCUAAGCACGUCCUCAAGAAGCCCUCCUCAUCGCCGUCCGAUCACAACGGUGUCGUCCCCAAGAUCGUGAUUGUUCCACCCGAUGCUGAGCUGCAACGCGGCAAGAUUUACUUCCUCAUGCCAGUGCCUGCUGCUUCCAAGACAUCCGAAAAGACAUCAGCCAAGACAAGAUCGUCGGCAAAGAAGAAAAGGGUUAAGGACACAGAGACCAACACCACCACCAACAACAACGUUGUGAUGAACAGCAUCGCCAUGACCAACCUCUUGAUAUCUGAUCAGUACUUGAGCGAAAUACUGUCGGAGAAGCAUUCGUCUCAGAGGGAUCGGCGGCGAGGACGUGUUGGGGUGUGGAGGCCUCAUUUAGAGAGCAUAUGUGAGUCACCAAGUGAUGUGUAAUAUUGGCGGCUUCAUCUUUUCAUCAUCUUCUUCUUAGUUCUCAUCAUUCAUUUUGAAGGUUCAUAUGGCCAAUAGGGUUGCUGCCUAUUAUUCUUUCUUUCUACCUCUUUUCCUUUGUUUUUCCCUUUGUUUUUCUUCUGUUUUUUUUUUGUAUAUAUAGGAAGGAACUAAUAGAGAAAGAAGAAAUAAUAUGCAACAAGGUCUACUAUGAGUCUAUGAGGGUGUUAAUUAUUGUUUUUAUUUUGUGGUGGGUUCGCAGGAAAAAUAUAUAUAUAUUUGAAGGCCAUAAUUGGGUCAUAGUUCAGUGAGGUGUGUGUGUUUGUGUUUUAA